This is a messenger RNA of Hippocampus zosterae (dwarf seahorse), 1685 nucleotides long. It is a transcript of the gene tmem106a, whose product is annotated as transmembrane protein 106A. NCBI's taxonomy places the organism in Eukaryota, Metazoa, Chordata, Actinopteri, Syngnathiformes, Syngnathidae. The transcript is spliced from 8 exons. The record is from RefSeq and is a predicted model, not a curated record. The coding region runs from base 249 to 971 and encodes 240 amino acids.
GUAUAGGUGACCUGUCACCUGAAGAAGUCGGAAGUGUUCCUCCCUCUUUCUCAUUUGUUUUCUGCAAGAAUGAGACGAAAACUCGAAGAACACGAAAGGAAAGUUUAAAUUACGAAGCGAACCUGAGAAUUUAGUUCAUUUUUUUAACGUUGAUGACAGCCGCUCUUCGAAGCGAAUGACUUCGCUGCUUUAAGGAAAACAAACCCAAUAAGGAUUUGGUUUGGGUUAGGUUGAGCGAGCCAAGUAUCAUGGUCCCGAGUGAGCGCACGAACGGAACUGGGGAGUCCAGUCCAGACGCGGAAAACGAUUCGGAGACGGUGAAGACGAUGAAACAUUUCCCACGGUAUGGCUCCAUCGUGGGAGAUACCUGCCCCACUUGUCGCGGCACUGGACGAAUUCCCAGAGGCCAUGAAGACCAACUGGUUGCCGUCAUCCCGUGUAACGAUAAAAGACUCAAACCCAGACGCACGAAGCUGUACGUGUGCCUGUCCAUGGCGCUGUGUCUCUUCCUCAGCUGCCUCAUCCUCUUCUUCCUCUUCCCCCGGAGCGUCACACUGACCCCCGUCUCCGUGCUGUCCGUCAUGGUCUACUUCAAGCCGGACACGGUGCAACUGGAGGUCACGAAUCUCAUCAGAGUCAUCAAUGACAACUUUGUUCCGGUCCAAAUCAUGGAACUGGAUGUGCAGGGUCUGAUCUCCCGCGUUGUGGUGGGCAAAAUCAAGCUGUCCAACCUGUCCGCCAUCCCAUCACGCUCUGAUAAAUCGUACACGUAUCAAAUUGACCUGCCCAUUACUGACAACGGCCUCAGGAUUUAUUGCCAGUCCAGCGUGAUUAAGAUCCACACCUUAUUUCUGGAGCUGCAGAUGACCAUGAACAUUUCCUACUUGUCCCACACGGAGCAGCUGUCCCUGGAGACCUUUGAAUACAUCGACUGUGGCACCAACUCCACCAUGCCACACCCCGUCAGAUGAGCGAGCUCAAGUACUCAAGUGUGUGUGUGUGUGAGUGUGAGACCGCUGAAUAAAUUGUUGUGCGCUGUGUUGAUCACCACUUGUACACAAUCUACGGUAUGUACGGCAAGAUAAACUUUUUUUUUUUCCCUCGUCACGUGGGCUGCGGAGUUGAAGUAACUCUAAAUCAAGUCAUGAUAGUUUGAAACCCCGAGUCAUCAUGAGAUGAUGUCUCGACCAAACAGAUUGCUUGGGUGUCGUGAUUCGGGACGGGGGAGAGAUUUGAUCAACUCAUAAAUGCAACACACCUUUGUGUUGUAAUCAGGAAUUCCUACAACAGGAACAAAAUAAAAAUUAAAAAAGGGAGAACGAGCACAACAUUUACUAAAAGAAAAAAAACAAUCAGAAUAAGUUAGAAAAAAUCCUUUCAAGUAAAAUGAUUUGAAGCGCAGUUUAUGAAUGGUGGCGAGGUUCCCGCUGACCCUGUAGUCCGUCGAUGUCCAAACCUGCAGGUCACCACUUAUUAGUCGGUCGGCCUACUGCUGACAAGCUGUGAUCCUCAGUGGUGGUGGUGGUGGGGGGGGGGGGUGUUACCUCUGCUCUCCACGGCUUUUAUGCAUUUCUCCACAAACUCAUUUGUAAUUAGACAGGACUCCCAAUAGUCAUUUCCAACACAGUUAUGUGUGUCGCUGUUCAAUCUGUUUUAUUCACUAAUUAAAUUUCAAGAUUGAAAUA